GACUCCCGCCUCGUCAUGUCCGACGCCGACGGCCGCGUGCUCUGGAACACGACCGUCGCGGUCAGUUCAUCACCACAGGCGCCGGCAGCGGCCGUGCUGACGAACGAGGGCGACCUGGUCGUCCAGCGAGCGAACGGCCCCGCGUUGUGGCAGAGCUUCGACCACCCGACGGAUACGUUCAUUCCGGGGAUGAAGAUGCGGCUGAGCCGCCGGACGGGAAAGGGCGACCGCAUCGUGUCCUGGAAAUCCUCCGGCGACCCGGCGCCGGGGCGCUUUUCCUACGGCCUGGACCCCCGCACGUCGCUGCAGCUGCUCAUGUGGAACGGGACGCGCCCCUACUGGCGCACGCCCGUCUGGACGGGGCACGCCGUGACCAGCAUGUACGUCAGCGCCGGCACGAUACUCUACACGGCGAUCGUCCUGACCGAGGAGGAGAUCUCCGUGGCCAUCACCGUUUCCAGUGGCGCGGCGCCUACACGGUACGUGGUGACCAGCUCCGGCAGGUUCCAGCUCCUCAGCUUGGACGGCGCCGCGUCGACCUGGGACAUGCUCCAGUCGUGGCCGACGAGCGGGUGCAGCACGUACAGGGACUGCGGUGCGUACGGGUACUGCGACGUUACGGUGGCUCCCGCGGCGUGCAGGUGCCUCGAUGGCUUCGAGCCGGCGAGUCCGGCGGAGUGGACAGCUUUCAGUUUCGAGCAAGGGUGCCGGCGGAAGGAGGCGCUGCCGCCGUGCGGACGCGGCAGCAUAGGAGUGGGUUUCAUAGCGAUGCCUACGAUGAACGUGCCGGACAAGUUCUCGCUCGACUCCGGCAACCGGAGCGCGGAGGAGUGCGCGGCGAGGUGCGCCGCCAACUGCUCGUGCAUGGCGUACGCCAACCUGCAGAGCAGCAGCGCCAUGGGGGACGUGAGCCGGUGCAUCGUGUGGGCAGGGGAGCUCGUCGACGCGCAGAUGAUCGGCUGGGGCGGCGAGACGCUCUACCUCCGCGUGCCCGUUGCUGCUGCCUCCACAGGUGGUGGAAAGUCCAGCAGAAAUGUAGUGAAAAUAGCACUGCCGGUGCCAGCAUCUGUCCUAUUGCUCACAUGCAUUUUCUUUGUAUGGUUGUGGAGAUUCAGAGAUAGGAGAAAGAAAACCGUGAGCCAGAAGAAGCUAAUGCCCGGGACGGGAACCACAAACACAUGGAGCGAAAUCGAAGGAGAUCACACGGUAGACCUUGAGUUCCCCUCUAUACGGCUCACCGACAUCGUCGCGGCCACCGGCAACUUCUCGGAAACACUCAUGAUCGGACGCGGAGGCUUCGGCAAAGUCUACAAGGGAACACUAUACGGCGGUCAGGUGGUCGCUGUGAAGAGGCUGAGCAAGGACUCGGACCAGGGAGCAGAGGAGUUCAAGAACGAGGCCAUUCUGAUCGCCAAGUUGCAGCACCGGAACCUGGUCCGCCUCCUCGGCUGCUGCACCGAGGAGGCCGAGAAACUUCUCAUCUAUGAGUACCUGCCCAACAAGGGCCUCAACGCCAUUCUCUUUGACAGUGCGAGGAAAUCAGCCUUGGAUUGGCCUACUAGGCUGGGGAUCAUCAAGGGUGUGGCCAGGGGGCUGCUCUACCUCCACCAGGACUCGAGGCUGACGGUGAUACAUCGGGACCUCAAGGCCAGCAACGUGCUGCUGGACGCCGAGAUGCGGCCCAAGAUCGCCGACUUUGGCAUGGCCAAGAUCUUCGCUGACAACCAAGUCAAAGCCAACACCAAGCGCGUUGUCGGGACAUAUGGCUACAUUGCUCCCGAGUACUCGGCGGAGGGAGUCUUCUCUGUCAAGUCCGACGUGUACAGCUUUGGUGUGCUGCUGCUGGAGAUGAUGAGCGGCGUCAGGAUAAGCACAACCGAGGGCAUCAUGGAGUUUCCCAGCCUGACAGUCUAUGCAUGGAGCCUGUGGAGGGAAGGGAAGGCAGGUAAGCUGGUGGAUCCAUCCAUGGCAGGGAGCUGUUCACAGGAUGAGGCUUUGCUGUGCAUCCACGUCGGGCUCCUCUGCGUCGAGGACGACCCGAGCAGGAGGCCACUCAUGUCCUCCGUCGUGUCCAUCUUAGAGAACGGAAGUGCAUCGUCGACGGUGUCACUAUCCCUCCCAACGCCAGUGCAGCCUGGUUUUUUCGAAAUGAUGGGACAGAAGAUCGAGAGAAGCGAUCUCGAGAACACCAGGAACACCAUGGCCAUGACAGUUCUGCAAGGCAGGUAG
Molecule: messenger RNA, 2229 nt
Organism: Triticum aestivum (bread wheat)
Lineage: Eukaryota; Viridiplantae; Streptophyta; Magnoliopsida; Poales; Poaceae
Product: G-type lectin S-receptor-like serine/threonine-protein kinase RKS1
Exons: 7
Coding region: 16-2229 (737 amino acids)
Biological process (GO): recognition of pollen; protein phosphorylation
Cellular component (GO): plasma membrane
Molecular function (GO): protein serine/threonine kinase activity; ATP binding
Source: RefSeq, a predicted model, not a curated record